AUGGACGCCCUACUUUCAAGCGAGCUGUCGGCCGACACUUUGGCGGCGCUGCAGGCGCAUCUCCAGACACAGCAGGCACAGCAGGACGCGGCUGUGUCUGAAGACUUUCGUCUCUCACAGUUCUGGUAUGACGACCGCACUGGCCGCGCACUGGCCCAGGAGGCCAUUGACCAGAGCAAGGAGAAGUGCAUCGCCUUCGUGAGUACCCCAGCAGCCUAUCGCGACUUUCUCAAGAUCCAGGAGGAGAGCGACUCGCCCAUCAACGGCGACAAUGUAUUCUUGUUCGAGUACGAUCGUCGCUUCGACGAAAAGUAUAGCGGCCACUUUGUGUUCUACGACUACAACGAGCCCACGAACCUACCGAACAAGUUCCAUCACUUUUUCGACUACGUGCUUGUAGAUCCGCCCUACCUGAACACCAACUGCAUGAGCAAAUUUGCUGAGACCAUGCGCUGGCUGGCGAGGGACGUAGAGUGCGCCCCAGGCAUGAAGGGCAAGAUUUUGAGUCCCUGCACCUUCAUCACUGCGCGCAUGCUUCGCAAAGAUAUUUAUGCAGACCUCGGCUUCACGCCGUCGAGCUUUACGCCGACGUUUGAGUCCAAACUGUCGAACCAGUUCCUGACCUACACAAACUACCGCUCGGAACGUUUUGGCCCAAGCACAGAGGACUUUGGCCCGGACGACGAGUAGAUUUAGUGGCAGUAGUCCUAAUAAAGACUUCCAGACUACCAAGCAAGAAGCUAUUAAUAGCUGGACUUUUCUACCUGCGUGUGUAGCUACAAGACUGCCACCAUCAAUGUAAUAAAAAGCCUGC
This is a messenger RNA of Phytophthora infestans T30-4, 814 nucleotides long. RefSeq names its product N(6)-adenine-specific DNA methyltransferase, putative. NCBI's taxonomy places the organism in Eukaryota, Oomycota, Peronosporomycetes, Peronosporales, Peronosporaceae. The record is from RefSeq and is a predicted model, not a curated record. The transcript is spliced from 4 exons. The coding region runs from base 1 to 690 and encodes 229 amino acids. Gene Ontology annotation, biological process: methylation. Gene Ontology annotation, molecular function: nucleic acid binding; protein-lysine N-methyltransferase activity.